Molecule: messenger RNA, 3250 nt
Organism: Spodoptera frugiperda (fall armyworm)
Lineage: Eukaryota; Metazoa; Arthropoda; Insecta; Lepidoptera; Noctuidae
Product: putative phosphatidate phosphatase
Exons: 6
Coding region: 209-1072 (287 amino acids)
Biological process (GO): signal transduction; phospholipid metabolic process; phospholipid dephosphorylation
Molecular function (GO): phosphatidate phosphatase activity
Source: RefSeq, a predicted model, not a curated record
CGCUAACAAGAUGAAAUAUAAUAGUGCAAGGACCUCGGUAACUGUGCUUUUUGCAAUGUUUGACAAUGACUAACGCCGCCUACUACUUACCCACAGAUUAGUAAUUUUUAUCAGUUUCGUAGCAGUCUUUAUCGUGUAAGCCUUGCUAGCGGCUGCGUGGAAGUGAAAAUAAACAUUUUUACGUAAAUAAUUAUGUUGUAGUGUUACAAUGGCAGUCGACAGGUUAAUAUGGAAGAUUAUACUGGAUUUCCUUGUCUUGGCGUGCGUCGCCUUCCCGAUCCUGGGGCUGGCGCUAUGGGCGACGCCGUAUCGUCGAGGGUACGACGUGAAUGACAUGUCGAUACGAUUGCCUUACAAGAACCAGAUGAUAUCCGUCAGCGCUCUAGCCGGGGCAGGGUUCGCAUUCAUUGUUUGUACGAUUCUCCUAGUGGAAAUAGUUCGAGACAAAAAAGGGUCGGGUCCUGGCGAGAGGUUCCUAUCAGGGUCUGUGAUGCCCGGCUGGGUCUGGGAGAGCUACCGAACUAUUGGUGUCUUCGCCUUUGGAGCAUCCUGCCAACAGCUCACGUCAGACUUCGCUAAAUACGUUAUUGGCAGACUAAGGCCGCAUUUUUAUGAAGUUUGCAGACCGUUCCCUACAGCCAACUCGACAGCGAACAUUCUGGGGUACAUCAAUGACUAUACAUGUGGAGGGUCCGAUACAGCCAAGAUCCAAGAAGCCAGGCUGUCCUUCCCCAGCUCACACGCUAGUUUCUCCAUGUACUGUGCUGUGUUCUUCAUUUUCUACAUCCAAGUGAAGGGCAAAUGGCGCGGCUCGAAGCUGUUACGUCACGCGAUACAGUACGCCGUGCUGAUCGCUGCAUGGUUCGUGGGCUUGUCUCGAGUCCAGGACAACAUGCACCACUGGAGUGAUGUCGGCGCCGGCUUCCUUAUCGGAGCUACGUUUGCUUCUCUAGUGUUUAUCUACGUACUAAAACCGAAGAAGUACGGUCUCCCAGUGGUCUGGGAGGAGCCUCCACUGCCAACGAACACAUUGCCAAGAGCUGUGCUGUCAUCAAUGGGCUCCACGCGAUGACCAUCAGCGAUGUCCCUAGACCCUUACAGUUAGAACUAAUAAGUACACGACAAAAGGUGAUAACAGAUAACUUUAGUCAUCUACAAAACACACUUAAAAUAAACUGACUAAUGCCCAUUUUCACCAAACUCUCCUAAAUUUUAAGGAACUCCUAAGAUAGGUGACACUUAACGUCAUUAUGUUUUUCAUCAAUCUCUAAGUGACACAUAGAAGUACAAGUAAGGGGUUAGUUUAGGUGUUAUGUCACAGAUGGUUUAGGAAAGUUUGUGAAAAUGGUCAUUCAUUCACUAUAAAUUAUUUUCGAGAAAAGCUCGACUAGUUUCAAAUGACACCGGGACUCACAUUUAUGAGCAGCGUAUCUAUUACAGAGGAGCAACACAAUGUAUAAAUUAUUUCAAUUAAUUUAUUAUGCCUCACGGAUAGUACUUAAGAAAAAAAUUAGUUUUUGAUAUUUUUUUUUAUUUGGUCAAUUAAUUUUUAUUAUUUGCUAUUUGGUGAAAUUAUUAUGUCAGUAUUAAAAGGAUUUGUUUCGGUUAAUUAGAUGAUGUUUUUUAUAAACAAACAGUUUCAAAACAAAAUAAAAAGAAGCGAAUUGUAUGAUCGAAGUCUGCGACUGUUUAUCGUACAUCGUUACAAUUUGAAGAUGGCGAAUUUAAAUAAUUUCCUAUAAUUUCAAAACAAAGCCUUUGACCUUCUGGUCCAUCAGAAUUCCGUCCAUUUAAACACGAAAAAAAAGUGACAUUAAAUGAGGAAGCAUAAGCGUUAAACACUUAGUCAAAAGCAUUUUUUUCUAUUUAUUGCUGUGAGUAGGAUUUAUUUGGCAUUAAAUUGCUAUUAUUAUGUGAGUUUUUAUGGAAACAUAAAACAAUUGACACUUGCUUACUUACUUACUUGAGAGACUCUAUUUCUAAUUACCAAAUGUCCGAAAUAUAAAAUGGUUUGAAAUUUGAAUUUAUCACAAAAUGUGUUUCUGUCCCUUUCUCUCUGUUUCUUCGAAUUGUCAAGAAUUUGACGUCGAUAAGAUCGAAUGAACGAGUCAUUUGGUAACGUAGAAUUGAUUUUUCGUUCGAUUUAAGUGUAGAAAAAUGUUUGAAAUAUAAACAGACUUGCUAGGCAUCUUAUGAUAACUUUAAUAUAUAGAAAGGAUCGAAUUAACGAGAGUCUUCUGUGUUAUUAUUAAAGAGCGGAACAACGUGACGCCUGACAAAAUUAUAAUAUAGGUAAUUUCCUGAAGUAGGUUCUCUAGAAUUUUAAGAUUGCGAAUUGUAUUUGAAUAGGCGUGUAGAUUUUUUCUACUCUAAAAAUAAAUUAAAUACGUACACACUACAUUCCUUGAUAGAUAAUUGAAAAAGUAUGAAGUCACUAUCUUGUACACAAAUAAGUAUUUUUCUUUUGGAUCAGUGGUUUUAAUUUGUAUUUAUUACUGCCUUACUCAGAGACGUUUAAUGAUAAUCUAAACUAUUCCGUAGUAAUUAUUUUGUUUUGAAAACAAUUUCUAAGGAAUGGGUUAAGUAACCAUUAAAUGACUCUGAGUACGGCGAUUAGAUACAAUUUUACUGAACUAGAAAUUAAAUCUAACAGAGUAUAUGCCUGAUUUUUAGACUAGAAGUCUAAAGUCCGUCUUCACCAAUGUCUCUUAAAUUUUAAGGAACUCCUAAGCUAAGAUAGGUGACACUUAACGACAUUUUAGUUUGCACAACUAAAAGUCGCACCUAGCAGUAAAAGCAAUGGCUUAGUUCAGGUACUACGUCAUGCUAAGUAACCUAUAGUUAUAAGGUGGUUUAGCGAUAGUGAAAAUAUAUAAAUCCAGGCAUUUAAUAGUAACCAAAACAGACUGAAACUAACAUCGAGUGAGGAAGAAAAAUAACAAAACAGGGUGAUUGUUUUAUAAUAAAAAAAAAAUUGCAAAUUUUAUAAAUAUAGGGAAUUCUAUUACUUCUUUUAUGUUAAGCCAUUAUAACCCUUAUUACAAUUAAUUUAAAAUAUGUUUUUAAAUAACAUUCCUUCUUAUUCCUAAAUAUUAUAGUCACAAUGCAAUUUAAUGUAAGUACAAUUUUUAUGUAAAAAUAAAUAAAAUAUUUUCCAAGUUACCUUUGUCACGAGUUUUUUUGUAUAUUUUUGAAUGUAUGUAUAAAAUGUUAUUGUGUUGGAAUUAAAUAAAGAUUAUUUUGUUAGUGA